Gilbertella persicaria is the source of this 4235-nucleotide messenger RNA. Its product is annotated as cortical protein marker for cell polarity-domain-containing protein. NCBI's taxonomy places the organism in Eukaryota, Fungi, Mucoromycota, Mucoromycetes, Mucorales, Choanephoraceae. The record is from RefSeq and is a predicted model, not a curated record. The transcript has 7 exons. Gene Ontology annotation, cellular component: plasma membrane of growing cell tip. Gene Ontology annotation, biological process: positive regulation of establishment of bipolar cell polarity regulating cell shape. Gene Ontology annotation, molecular function: protein binding. The coding region runs from base 114 to 4082 and encodes 1322 amino acids.
CUCUCUCUCUUUCUCUUUUUCUUGUAACGAAUCCCUUUUUUUAUUUCUCUUUUUUUCUUUCAUAAAAAAAAAGAUUUUUUAUACCCCAUAUUACAUUCAUUAACUAACAGGUCAUGGUUUUAAUACUAUGGUACCUUAUUUUUACUUUAUUCUGCUGCAAGUCCUUUGCGCAGGUACCCUCGAUUGAGCUAGAUUCAGUUGGAGGACAGUUGGGCUUUAUUGGUGAUUAUGCUGGCCUUUCAGUCUAUGAACAGCCCAACCAAUUCGAAACUUUGGACACGAAUGCUCUUGUAUUAGCUACUGGUGACAGCAAAACCUUAUUUCAGUUAUUCGCCAGUGUAAAUGGAUCUGUUCAGACAUCUUGUCAAUUAUCGGACACUCAAUUUAUAUUAGCUGGAAACUUUACUUCAAUCAAUACCACAACCUAUAACCAUAUUGCUCGAUUUGAUACCCAAACCCGACAAUUCUACGCAUUGCAGCAAGGCUUAGAUGGGCCCGUAACAUCUCUUCUGUGUAGCAAUACUAGUGCAGUCUAUGUGGGUGGUGAUUUUACAGCCCCCAUCAACACAAAUGCAUCACAAUAUUCUGGCCACAUUGCCUUAUGGAAUAACGAUCAAUGGUCACCUUUACCUUGGAAAGGAUUUAAUGGCCCUGUCUAUUCUAUUGUACAACAUGCGCAGUCUAUUGUGUUUGGUGGACGAUUUGAUGCCACAGGCGAUGGUGAAUUUUUCAAUCAAAACACAAGUCGCCCCAUCAAUUUGGUCUCAUCAGCAACUAUUUCUAGUGGAAAUGGUGCCAACUUUGGUAAUUACACAACUCCCUCUAGUGUGAUUUGUUCUCAGUCACCAUGGUUGCUUCAAGAUGGUGUCCCUGGCUAUUGGCAAGCUGAGUUUAUCUCUCCAUUUCAACCUUCUGUAUUUCGUAUAAAAAAUGCGCACGUUAGUGGUGAUAACACCAACAUAUUCAACAUCAUUUCAUUAGGUUCAAACCAGUAUUUUAAUCUAUCGUACACAGAUCCUAUCACUAAACAAACCUCAACUUGUUCGGAGCAAUGUUUCUUAUCAAAUGAUUCGUCCAUUGAAUACCAAGAUUUUACUGUCAUGCAGCCAGUAACAACAAAUGGUAUUCGAAUCAACAUCGAUACUUGGUAUGGAUCUGCUGGUGGUUUAGGCGGUGUCAGCAUAUUUAGAUCAGAUGUUACUCUUCAACCAGAAAUUACGAACAGCAACAAUGCAUCAAGUGGUGUUUGCGAUGCUUCUGUUGGUUCUUCUAGUGCUUCUAUUGCUACUACGACUGGUAACUGGACACAAAUCUAUUCUUAUAGUACCUAUCAAAAUUUUUUGGUUUCUACAAUACCUACAACCGAAUUACAGACAUCAGAUGCGUCUGUCACUUAUAAACCUUACAUUUCCGGCCAAGGAUUUUACGAUGUCUAUAUCACUACACCAGGUUGUGUAGGCACAAGUACUUGUAACCAACGCACACAAGCUCAGCUUACAAUUGAAAUGACACCAGGCAACGUGACAACAUACCUUUUGGACCAAAAUAUCGUGUCAGAUCAACAAGUCUUGAUUUAUUCAGGCACUGUUUCAGCCUCUACUUCUACAUUUCAACCUUCAGUGGUUAUGAAGAUUGCACCUAAUGCAACAACAUCUUCUACAGAAUCUAUUUCAUUAAUUGGCGAUUCUAUGGCAUUCAUCAGAAACACCACAGGAGCUUCGCUUUCCAGUCUUAUGGUUUACUAUCCUAUAAACAAUACAUGGACCGCACUUGCACAACAAUUGCCUUCUAAUGCUGUUGUGCAUGCAUUACAGUCCAAUGAUGCUACACUCUAUAUCGGUGGCUAUUUUAGCAUGAAUUCCACAUUUAGUAAUUUAGUAGCAUAUGAUUUUGCAUUAAGUGCAUUCCAACCUUUAGUGAGCAAUGGCUUGAAUGGCAAUGUCAGUGCUUUAUUGCUUGUUGAUUCCCAUCUUGUUAUAGGAGGUGCUUUUAACAAUACACUUGUUCCUCAACAAGAUGGCAAUUUGAAUCAUGUUGCUAUCUAUGAUAUUCAGACAAAUACAUGGUCUAGUAUGGAUCAGGGUGUUAAUGACAAGGUGGAUCAUUUGUAUAUGUUAGAUGAGAACAUUGUUCAUCUGUCUGGACCAUUUAAUGCUACUGGUAAUACAGUACUUUUCAACAAUGCUGAAUGGAAUUUGAGUGACAAGAAAUUUGAAACACCUUUGUCCUUUAUCUUGGGCCCAGUAAAUAAUCGACUCAAGAUUGAUUCCAACACUCAACUGUAUUUUGGUGACAUCAAGACGGCGCAAACAUACCGUGUAGAAGAUGCUAUCUCUCUAAGUUCUAACCAGUUUAGUUCCAUUACAGAAGCAGAUCCUUCCGCUCGCGUCAGUGUUGGUGUCUAUUGGAAAGACUCACUUGUAUUGGCUGGCUCAUUCCAUCUUAACAACACUGUCUAUUCUCUUGCUAUUUACAAUCAAGGAGCCUGGCAGGGAUUGCUUCAAGGUAUUCAAGGAGACAUCCGUGCUUUAUCUGUUGUUCAAAACACCCUUUUGAUCGGUGGUCAAUUUAGUGGUACCGUGGAUUCCAUCUCUCUUGCAAGCUUUGCUGCAUAUGAUCUGGAAAAACAGACUUUGUUGCCCACCAAUGGUAUAUUUACAAAUAAUCAGCAGCCUGGUCUGGUUAAAGUCAUUACUCCUUCAGGAGAUGGGAAAUCGAUUUAUGUUGCUGGUGAUUUUGCUUAUGCAGGUUUACUCGACUGCAACUCUAUCUGUAAGCUCUCGACAAACUCGCGUCAAUGGAACCAAGUAAAUCAAGGGAUUUCUGGCACUGUCAAUGACAUGUUGGUAGACGAUAAUGGCCUCCUUACGGUUGUAGGUGAUUUAACUGUAGGUCAAUCGAAAUCAAGUUUAGCUACUAUUGAUACUACUUCUUCAAGUGCCUCUUGGAAUGCAGCACCUAGUGACAAUCAAGUUACGCUCCCUACAUCCGUAGUGCAUCAAAGUGAUCAAACCUACCUUGUUUCAGGAACGUCGCAAAACACAUCCUACCUUAGUGUCUGGAACGGUCAAAACUUUACCACUAUCGCUAACAACCUUGGUGUUUCAAGCUCAAUUAACCAGUUGUUGUGGGCUCCCAUUUCUUCUUCCUCUGAUGCUUCUAUUGCACGCUAUCCAGCCAACUCUGAUACCAUGCUUUUGGCCGUGGGUCACUUACAAAUUCCUGAUUUUGGAAGCAGCAGUGCUGCCUUUUUUGAUGGUACCAAUUGGCAUCCUUAUCUCUUGACUGCCUCUACCAAUGGUUCUUCAGGUACCAUUGGCCGUGUAUUUACUGCUGUUCCAUGUUGUACCUCUGUUUCACAACAUCGUCGUUAUUUAUCUGUGCCUGCUGUUAUUUUGAUCUCCAUUGCCAUUUCACUAGCCAUUAUUUUUGUCUUGAUUGGCUGUGCAUUUAUCAUUUUGUUCUUUAAACGUCGUAAUACGGUCGUGGCUGCGUAUGAUCAAGAUCCCAUGAAAGCAUGGAAACCAAAGCAUAGACCUUCUAGUUUAUUGGCCAUGUUAGAUGCUGCCAAUUUGAGUGGCGAUGCCGGUCCUUCUAUUGGUGCUGCUGGUGCUGCUGGUGCUGCUGGUGCUGCUGGUGCUGCUGUUGGUGCAGGAGCUUAUAGCAAUAGAGAUACCAUGACUUCUGGCUACUCCACUGCUUUUGAAACACAUCGCGGUCACAGUAUGGACAUGGCUGAUGCAUCUACUGCAGGAGGUGGUGCAAGUCGUUUGAGAAACUCAAGUGGACUCUCCGGUAGUAUAGGCGUUCCUUUUAGUGUACUCUUAGCAAAUGCACUUAAGAGUGACAAUACCGGUGGAGCAGCUACUGAAGAAGCACCUAAAGUUUAUUACGCAAAGUAUCCAUUUGAAGCCAAAGAAUUUGGUGAAUUGGCUUUUGAUGCACAUGUACCUAUUGUUGUGACAGAUGCCACUGAUAAUGUAUGGUGGAUGGGAUACAAAGACGAUGGCUCGGGCAAUCCUGUCUCUGGUUUAUUCCCCAGUAACUAUGUCUCAAGAGCCAAACCUCCUCCUCCCAUUUAGAUUUAUUCAUACACCUAUACAUUUUCAUUCCUAUUCAUAACCCCUUAAUAUUACAAAAAGAUAGACUUGCUUCUAUAAUACUACUAUAUCUUAUUACACCGUUCUUAUUCUGUCUUAAGUAUCAUUAUAUAAUAAAAUUGCUAUUACAAAUAA